Messenger RNA from Balearica regulorum gibbericeps (East African grey crowned-crane), 993 nucleotides. NCBI's taxonomy places the organism in Eukaryota, Metazoa, Chordata, Aves, Gruiformes, Gruidae. The record is from RefSeq and is a predicted model, not a curated record.
AUGGCCUCCAGCAUUGGAAAUGAAAACAGUGUGAAUCCUGUGCUCAGAAUAAGUCAACUUGAUGCUCUUGAACUAAACAAAGCUCUGGAACAGCUAGUGUGGUCCCAGUUUACCAGCUGUUUUCAUGGAUUUAAACCAGGGGUGUUGGCUCAUUUUGAACCAGAAGUAAAAGCAUUUUUAUGGCUUAUAUUAUGGAGAUUCACUGUCUAUUCCAAGAAUGCAACUGUGGGACAGGCUAUUCUGAAUAUUCAAUACAAGAAUAACUUAUCUCAGACAGAGAAAUACCAACCUCUAAGCAAACACCAGAAGUUAUGGUAUCUUAUUUUCACUGUUGGUGGAAGAUGGUUGGAAGAAAGAUGUUACGAUUUAUUUAGCAAUCAUCAACUGCAAUCUUUCUGCAAAAUAAAGAGUUAUAUUAACUUUGGAGCUGGACUUCUUAAAUUUUGUGGACUUCUAAAUUUUCUGAUUUUUCUUCAGAAAGGAACAUUUGCAACACUUACAGAACGCAUUCUAGGAAUUAGGUCAGUCUUUUGUAAGCCACAAAGUGUUCGUCAGGUAGGAUUUGAAUACAUGAACAGGGAGCUCUUAUGGCAUGGGUUUGCUGAAUUUCUGAUCUAUCUGCUACCACUUAUUAACAUACAGAAACUAAAACUUAAAAUUUCUUCUUGGUGUUUGCCUAUUGCAGGUCUUUCCAAUAGUGAAAACACAUUAACAGCUCACUGCAAGGAAUGUUCAAUAUGCGGGGAAUGGCCUACCAUGCCUCAUACCAUAGGCUGUUCGCAUAUCUUUUGUUACUACUGUAUUAAAAGUAACUAUUUAUUUGAUAUGUAUUUUACGUGUCCUAAAUGUGGCUCAGAGGUACGUAGUCUUCAGCCACUGAAAUAUAAAAUUGAAAUGACAGAAUUGCAUACCUGAUAUGGGGUUGAUUUGUUUUUAUACUGUACGUGAAAUAUUAUGUUGCAGAGAUUAAUAGAAAAAUUCAGAAAUUAUUGU